This is a messenger RNA of Equus caballus (horse), 2403 nucleotides long. RefSeq names its product tumor suppressor candidate 3 (gene TUSC3). Lineage: Eukaryota; Metazoa; Chordata; Mammalia; Perissodactyla; Equidae. Gene Ontology annotation, cellular component: oligosaccharyltransferase complex. The record is from RefSeq and is a predicted model, not a curated record.
CCCGGCUCCCCGGCGAAGCCGCAGGCAGCCACGAGGGCACGGGCAGGGGGCUCCCGGCGGCUGGCCUGGCAGGUGUAGGGCGCCGGUAGGAGCUGGGCGCGCACGGUUACCGAGCGUGGAGGAGACACUGCCCUGCGGCGAUGGGUGCCAGGGGCGCUCCUUCACGCCGGAGGCAGGCAGGGCGGCGGCUGCGGUACCUGCCCACCGGGAGCUUUCCCUUUCUCCUUCUCCUGCUGCUCCUCUGCAUCCAACUUGGGGGAGGACAGAAGAAAAAGGAGAAUCUUUUAGCCGAAAAAGUAGAACAGCUGAUGGAGUGGAGUUCCAGGCGCUCGAUCUUCCGAAUGAAUGGUGAUAAAUUCCGAAAAUUUAUCAAGGCACCACCUCGAAACUACUCUAUGAUUGUUAUGUUCACCGCUCUUCAGCCUCAGCGGCAGUGUUCUGUGUGCAGGCAAGCUAAUGAAGAAUAUCAAAUCCUAGCUAACUCCUGGCGCUAUUCAUCCGCUUUCUGUAACAAACUCUUCUUCAGUAUGGUGGACUAUGAUGAGGGGUCAGAUGUUUUUCAACAGCUCAACAUGAACUCUGCUCCUACAUUCAUGCAUUUUCCUCCAAAAGGCAGGCCCAAAAGAGCGGAUACUUUUGACCUUCAAAGGAUUGGAUUUGCGGCUGAACAGCUAGCGAAGUGGAUUGCUGAUAGAACGGAUGUUCAUAUUCGAGUCUUCAGACCACCCAACUAUUCCGGCACCAUUGCUUUGGCCUUGUUAGUGUCACUUGUUGGUGGUUUGCUCUAUUUAAGAAGGAACAACUUGGAAUUCAUCUAUAACAAGACUGGUUGGGCCAUGGUGUCUCUGUGUAUAGUCUUUGCUAUGACUUCUGGCCAGAUGUGGAAUCAUAUCCGUGGACCUCCAUAUGCUCAUAAGAACCCACACAAUGGUCAAGUGAGUUACAUCCAUGGAAGCAGCCAGGCUCAAUUCGUGGCAGAGUCACACAUUAUUCUGGUACUAAAUGCUGCUAUCACCAUGGGGAUGGUUCUUCUAAAUGAAGCGGCAACAUCCAAAGGAGAUGUUGGAAAAAGACGGAUAAUUUGCCUAGUGGGCUUAGGCCUGGUGGUCUUCUUCUUCAGUUUUCUACUUUCAAUAUUUCGUUCCAAGUACCACGGCUAUCCUUAUAGUGAUCUGGACUUUGAGUGAGAAGAUGUGAUUUGGACCAUGGCACUUUAAAACUGUAACCUCAGCUUUUUAAUUAAAUGAAGCCAAGUGGGAUUUGCAUAAAGUGAAUGUUUACCAUGAAGAUAAAGUGUUCCUGACAUACUAGUUUGAAUUCUUGAGUUCAUUUCCAUGUUGAUUGUGAUAAUCUAGCUUAUUCUUGUAUCAUUUUUUUAAAUAUGAGUUUUCCUCGUCAAUUUAACUUAUAGAAACGGAUGGUUAAAUUUAAUGUUAGCACUGGAAAGAACAAAGGAAACAUCGAAGUGUUUUUCAAGCAUAUUAUAUUCAGUGUAUGCUAUAGAAUUGACAUAAAAAUGACAAUGUAACUAUGAAUUCAUGUUUUAGAACUGUUCACUCAUUAGUAAAGAAAACCACAUUGUUAGUAAAGGAAAACUAUAAAAUGUAUGUUAAAGAAUUCUUAGGGUUGUACAAAGAUAAGGUAUAUGCAUGAAAACAUGUCAUGUGCUGAAAAAUUAUACGUACUACCGUUUCAGUUAUAAAGGACAUGUAUGGUUACAAAUAGUGUUUUGUUUUUAUUAAUCAUAACUAGACAAAGGUGUAUACGAUAGGGAGCUGGAUGAAUAGUACCUACUACAUCUUGGAUGCCUAACCUGGAAAAUGGGAUUUCUUCCCAGAAUGUAAAUCUAAAGCAAACAUGACUACAUCAGCCUGCCUUAAAGCAUCAGGCAAUGGAAGCAACACACCAGAACUCGGAAUUAAUUCCUCUUCAACUUUAGAAAUUUCAUCCAGGAAUCCAGAUUUAAAACCACAAAAGUAACCCACCUUCACCAUUUCCCCUUGUGUUGUAUGGAGGACACUUGCCAUCAAAACCUCAUUCCAUGACUCUAGAUAAAGGUUAGUUAUCCUAAUAUGAGUGAGCAACUCAAUGUGAAGCUUUCUUGAAAACCAAAUAUAGGAGUCUAACCAUUACUAUGUCUGUAUGUCCUAUUAUAGUUUAUAAAGCACUUGUGCAUAUGUUAUGGUGUUUGUUCUUCACAACAACUCUGUAAAUUAGACAGGAAAUGUAAAUUUUGUCUGACUUGUAGAAGUACUAGAAGGAGAAAGCCAAAAAGAAUAAAAAAUAGAGCAUGUAACUAGGCUUUCAAACUCUCAAACCUGAAUCUUUAUUUUCUGUGGUGCUACUCAAAGAAGAAUUUAGAAACACAGUUAUUUAGUCCAAUAAACUUUUUGUUUUUCUUCA